AAUCAGCCAAAAACUGCUGAAUCUACUCAGCCAUCGUUUCUACCUGAACAGCUGGAUGCUCUUCGCUACCAGAUUCAAAUGUAUAAACUACUUUCCACCAACAAACCUAUUCCUGAUUCUCUUCAAAAAACUGUUCUUAAAUCGGAUGAUGGUGCUGCUGUCGGUGGUCCUCCACGUAGUACUGCUCCUCCUAUGGCCCAGACGAUUGUAAAUGCGGCUCUUAAACAAGAACUGAAUAGUCAAACUACUGCAUCUGGACCUCCUACUACUGCAUCUCAAGAAUCUGCUACGUUUGUUUCUCCUUAUACAGUGUAUGCUGAGCGAACUUCACUCGCUGAUAUGCAUCAGCGUCUUCUGUUUCCAAGUGGUUUACCUUCUCCCAUUGAUCAUGUUACUCUUAAACUUCAACGUGACAAGUUUCUGCAUGCCCGUGUUGACUUUCGUAUUCAUGAAUUGGAAUCACUUCCAAGUACUUUGUCAAAUGAACAUGACGAAAUCAAACUUCGUGCUUUGAUUGAGCUCAAGUCACUUCGGUUGAUUGAGAAGCAACGCCAACUACGCAAUGAGAUUGCUCAAUCUCUUUCAACGGCAACGACCCUGACGACUGCAAUCGAUCGCAGCUCAUUCCGUCGUAUGAAAAAGCAAUCUUUGCGUGAAGCUCGCCAAACAGAAAAACAAGAACGUGCUCAAAGAUUUGAGCGAGACAAAAGAGAGCGCCAAAAACACUUUGAUUUUCUCAAUUCUAUUUUGGCUCAUGGUAGAGAUUUCCUAUUGUUUCAUAAGCAGCAGGUUGCCAAACAAAAUAAAUUGGGCACGCUCGUUCUUCGUUUCCACAACAAUUCUGCCAAGGAAGAAGAGCGUCGUUUACAGCGUGUGUCACAGGAGCGUCUAAAUGCUUUGAAAUCUAACGAUGAAGCUGCCUAUCUCAAACUUAUUGAUAAAACAAAAGAUACUCGUAUUACACUUUUACUCGAGCAGACUAAUUCGUUCUUGACUUCUUUGACUAAUGCUGUUGAAAAACAAAAAGGAAACGUUGGCGCCGACUUUGACAUUCCCAUUCAGCCCGAUCUGGGCACUCAUGAAGCGGAGGCUGAUCCGGACGGUACUCGCGACUACUAUGCGACUGCACACAAGAUCAGAGAAGAAGUCACUGAGCAGCCCUCUAUUCUUAUUGGUGGAACCCUAAAAGACUAUCAGAUUAAAGGUCUUCAGUGGAUGGUGUCACUCUAUAAUAACCGUUUGAAUGGUAUUCUUGCUGACGAGAUGGGUCUAGGUAAAACCAUCCAAACUUUGUCACUUAUCACCUACUUGAUCGAACGAAAAAAACAACCGGGUCCAUUUCUUGUCAUUGUCCCCCUCUCUACAAUGACCAACUGGGUGAUUGAGUUUGAAAGAUGGGCUCCUGCUGUUAUCAAGGUGGUUUACAAAGGCUCUCCAAUUGAGCGCAAAAACCUUGCCUCUGUUGUCAGGGCAGGCGGAUUCAAUGUUUUAUUGACCACGUUUGAGUACAUUAUCAAUCCUAAAGAUCGACCUGUUUUGAGCAAAGUUAAAUGGGUUCAUAUGAUCAUUGACGAAGGUCAUCGUAUGAAAAAUGCUGAAUCGCGCUUAUCUACAACACUGGCCCAAUACUAUUCUGCCCGUUAUCGUUUGAUUUUGACAGGAACUCCCCUUCAGAACAAUCUUCCAGAACUGUGGGCUCUACUCAACUUUAUUCUUCCCAAAGUGUUCAACUCGGUCAAGUCUUUUGAUGAAUGGUUCAAUUCACCAUUUUCCGGAACAACAGGCCAAGACCGUAUAGACCUUAACGAAGAAGAACAACUGCUGAUUAUUCGACGUUUACACAAGGUGCUGCGACCAUUCUUACUUCGUCGUCUCAAAAAGGAUGUCGAAUCCGAACUUCCUGACAAGGUAGAGACGAUAGUCAAGUGUCCUAUGUCAGCUCUGCAACUUCGCUUAUAUGAGCAGAUUCGCCAUCGUCGUUUUGGUGGGGAUGGAUUUAGCAAAAAAAAAGUGCUCAACAAUCUUAUUAUGCAGUUUCGCAAGAUUUGCAACCAUCCGUUUGUGUUUGAUCAGGUGGAAGAACUGAUCAACCCCUCAAAGGGAACCAACGAUACUCUUUUUCGGGUUGCUGGAAAAUUUGAGCUGCUUGAUCGUAUCCUUCCUAAAUUCAAAGUAUCUGGUCAUCGUAUUCUCAUGUUUUUUCAAAUGACACAGGUUAUGGAUAUUAUGGAAGAUUAUCUCAGAUGGCGUGGGCAUAUUUACCUUCGUCUGGAUGGACACACCAAGCCUGAAGAGCGAACUGUCAUGUUAAAGACUUUUAACCGACCCGAUGAUCCGCCUUUUAUUUUCUUGCUGAGUACUCGUGCAGGCGGUCUUGGUUUGAAUUUGCAAACAGCUGAUACAGUAAUUAUUUAUGACUCGGAUUGGAAUCCUCAUCAGGAUUUGCAGGCUCAGGAUCGUGCACAUCGUAUUGGCCAAAAAAAAGAGGUUCGCAUUCUUCGUCUUAUCACAUCCAAAUCUGUCGAGGAAACCAUUUUAGCUCGUGCACAAUACAAGCUUGAUAUUGAUGGUAAAGUUAUUCAGGCCGGUAAAUUUGACAACAAAACCUCUGAACGUGAGCGUGAAGAGCUUCUUCGAUCUCUUUUUGGCGCAGAUGGUGAUGAUGGAGAAGAGGGUGACAAAGAUGGCGAGAAUAUUGAAAAGGAAGGAGAAAUCGAGGACUCGGAUUUGAACGAAAUUAUUGCACGUAAUGAAGGCGAGCUGGAACUAUUUAAUAAAAUGGAUGUUGAGCGUCGACAGCAGGAAGAGCAAGCGUGGAGAGCUCGAGGAAAUACAGGACCCGUGCCUUGUCGUCUUAUGCAAGAUGCUGAACUACCACAAGAGUUUUUAGAAGAUCCAGAACUGCCUGAAGACGGUAAAAACUCUGCCGAGUUGUAUUUCGGUCGUGGCGGACGCCAACGCAAAGAUGUGAUCUACGAUGAUGGUCUAAAUGAAGAGCAAUGGCUGAACGCGGUCGAUCAUGGCGAUUUGGAGAGUGUGACACUUAAGAAGCGCAGACGUCGUGAAGCCAAGUUGGCCCGUAUGGCAGCCAAUAACAAUGACUCGACGCCUGGUUCUGAAGCUGGGGAUACUCCAGACGGUGCGGAUUCUGGCAGAAGGGGGCAUAGAUAUUUUGCAGAUGUUGAUCCUGACGCACCCGAUACAGUUGAUCCAGCCAUGCGUUCUGCUUUGCGCCGUAUUUUCAUGGCUGCAUACAAGGCUGUUGAGGAAGCCGAGGUCGAAAUUGAAGGCGACUCGUAUCAUAAAGUGCUUUUGCUGACUAAUUUGAAUUUUAGAUAUACUCGCCGUCGCUGUGAGCUCUAUGUGACAUUACCAGACCGUGUUAGCUACGCCGACUACUACAAAUACAUUUCUGCUCCAAUUGCCAUGGACAUGAUUUUGCAUCGCGCAAAACAUACUUUUUAUCCCGAUCUUCAAUCUUUUAUUUCCGACUUUCAUCUUAUGUUUGCCAAUGCCAUGGCUUACAAUAUGGAAGGCUCCGAAGUCUGGGAAGAUGCG
Messenger RNA from Batrachochytrium dendrobatidis JAM81, 3558 nucleotides. RefSeq lists its product as uncharacterized. Gene Ontology annotation, biological process: positive regulation of transcription by RNA polymerase II. The annotation marks the transcript as partial. Gene Ontology annotation, cellular component: nucleus. The record is from RefSeq and is a predicted model, not a curated record. The transcript is spliced from 5 exons. NCBI's taxonomy places the organism in Eukaryota, Fungi, Chytridiomycota, Chytridiomycetes, Rhizophydiales. Gene Ontology annotation, molecular function: ATP binding; DNA binding; histone binding.